Molecule: messenger RNA, 3688 nt
Organism: Mauremys mutica (yellowpond turtle)
Lineage: Eukaryota; Metazoa; Chordata; Testudines; Geoemydidae
Gene: KEL
Product: Kell metallo-endopeptidase (Kell blood group)
Exons: 18
Coding region: 121-2304 (727 amino acids)
Biological process (GO): protein processing
Cellular component (GO): plasma membrane
Molecular function (GO): metalloendopeptidase activity
Source: RefSeq, a predicted model, not a curated record
CAAGGUGGGAAGGAGAGACUGUCUGUGAUGUGAACUGUGUUCUUUACCAGCCCUUGGGGACGAGUAGGGCAUAGACAACCUAGCAGCAGCAACCACACAGGGAGCAGGAGAGUCUCCACAAUGAAUGGCAUAAGGACUCCUCAGCAGCCCUGUGAGGAGGAUCCAAGAGAGGCUGCAAAGAACAGAAGAUGUCUCCGGGGGAAGAGCCUGCUCCUGUGUGCUCUCAUGCUCAGCACUGUCCUUGGGUUUGCAUUGCUUCUUGCCUACACCAUCCUACACCAGGGCCUGGAACCUUGUAAUACCAAGGAGUGUCUCACGCUACUGGCCAGAAUCCUGGAGGUGAGAAAUGCCACCAUAGACCCCUGUGAGGAUUUUUAUGGCUAUGCCUGUGGCAACUGGGAAGCCAACCACUUGCGCACAGGGACUAUGGAGUCAUCAAAUGUGUUUGAUGUCCUGCUGGAAGAAAACCAGCUGAUCCUGAAGAGGCUCUUAGAGGUUCCACAGCUCAGGGUUGGAAGCUCAGCCAAAGAAAAAGCCAUCCAGUUCUACCACUCCUGCAUGGAUACCCAACAGAUAGAAGCAGAAGGGGCUCAACCCUUGAAGGAGCUUAUAAAUCAGAUUGGUGGCUGGAACUUCACAGGCCCUGAGAAACAGACCGAUUUUAACCAGACCCUGCAAAUACUCAUGGGCAAAUACAACACUUUCCCCUUCUUCAGAGCAUAUGUGGGACCCAACUCUUCUGACCCCAGCACCAAUAUCAUCCAGAUUGACCAUCCUGAAUUUGAGAUGCCACCAGAGAGUGACUACAAUGAAAAAGCAAAUUAUCCCGAGGUGGUCCGUGUGUAUUUCUCAUACCUGAUGAAGCUGGGGACACUGUUGGGAGGGCCACAGAAUGUUACCUCCACCUUCAUCGCCUUUGCCUUGUCCUUCAUCUCCAACCUCCAGAAGGAGGUCACCCCACUGCAGGAACGGCAGGAGAAAGGGAUGCUGUUCUAUCACACCACUAUCAGGGAGCUGCAGGAAAAGGCACCCGCGAUCGAUUGGCUGUCAUGCCUCCAGGCAGCCUUCCAUCCUGUGCAGCUGAACAUCUCCCAGCCAAUUGCGGUGCAUGACAUGGAUUAUUUGAAAGGCAUGUCGCGGAUGAUUGGAAAAUGGCAGAAAGGGAGGGUCCUACAGAUCUAUAUGAUCCUCUGCCUGGUUGGAAACCUCUCCCCAGCCCUCGACAGCCGGUUCCAAGAUGCACGCAGGGAGCUAUAUGAAAAGCUGCAUGGAAAGACAGGGGAAUCUGGGUUGGUACUGGCCCAUCGCUGGAGGAAAUGCCUGAGUGACACCAGCACCUUCUUUGAGCCUGUCCUUGGGGAGAUGAUUGUGCAAGAGAUUUUCCCUCAAGAGACAAAGGAACUCGCUGAGAAGAUGUUCUCUGUGGUCCGAGAUGCCCUCAACAGUCGGCUGGAUCAGGUGGAGUGGAUGGAUGAGCAGACCCGACAAGAGGCCAAGGACAAGGUUUCUAAGCUGCAGGUGGAAAUUGGCUAUCCAGACAGCACCCUCCAAACUCCUGAAAUGGACCGGGAAUUCCAGGAUCUGGAGAUACAUGACAAUACCUUUUUGCUCAAUGUGGUGGCCUGCCUGAAGGCUUUGAGGGAAAAUUUCUCCCUGAGGCUCCUUCAUCCCCACCUGCAGGAUAAUUGGGAGGUCUUCCCUUGGUCUGUCCAUUCCUACUACUCACUGAGGCGCCACGCCGUGGUCUUCCCGGCAGGAAUGUUCCGCAGCCCCUUCUUCCACGCUGAGUUCCCCAGCGCUGUGAACUUUGGAGCCAUGGGAGUCAUCAUGGCACAUGAGCUGCUUCACGCAUUCUAUGAUUACGUGGUGCCUGAGAGCUGUCCUAGAUGCAACAGGGAUGCAUUAGUGCGGGGUACAGGCUGCCUGGUGGAACAGUAUGAACGCUACUCUCUGCAGGGCCUGAGAAUCAAUGGCACUUUCACCCUGCUGGAGAAUGCAGCUGACACAGGAGGACUCGCCAUCGCUUACCAGGCCUAUAAGAACUGGCUGAAAAAGCACAAACAGGAGAGGAAUUUACCCGGGAGUGGACUCUCACAUCAUCAGCUCUUCUACAUCAGCUUUGCCAAUGGGAUGUGUGGGCACCAGAGCCGUGAGAGACUGCGAGCCUUCCUGCACAGGGACCCACACAGCCCCCCACCACUCCGCGUCCGCGGGCCCCUCAGCAACAGCCAGGACUUUGCCAGGCAUUUCCACUGCUCCAGCACAGCACCAAUGAAUCCAGCCUUCAAGUGCCACAUCUGGUAAUCCACAUGGAGAAGGAGGGGGGGAGAGAGAGAAAGGCAGAGGUAUAGAGACUGAAGCUGUAGAAUUCAUCCCUGCUGAAGAAUGGCCUUCCCUCACACAGAGACAUUCUGGAGCCUAACCCAUUCCUCCCCAUCCCUUCUUCUCAUCCUUUUCCCCCACCAACAGGUCAUGGUGGCAGAAGAUUCCAGUCCGGGUAGCAGGAGGGAAGAGAGGCUAAACAUAGCAGCCAGUACAGUGUGUGCUACUUCCCAAAUGGUCCCCAUGCCCUGCCCCAAUUAGGCUAAACUUGCCUUUCAGAGUGUGGGGGUACAGGAUUGCAAGGUCAGUAGACAAGCUGCAAUCAUUAAUAAUUCUUGGGGGAACCUCACAAGUUCCCAUGCACACCUCCCGCCCUGGACCACCAGGGAUAGAAGAACCUGGAUCUCUCACUCUGAAAUCACACGAGGGGAAGAGACUCACUGGUUACUGCUUCCAGAUGGGAAGAUGAGACAUUUAAUUAAUGUACAUUGCUAAAAACCCCACCUAGAUAUGUUAUGGCAAACCUGUCUUAGUGCCCCCAAUAUGAGUGGGAUGGUCCUGGGAUUCUAUGUUAUUUUCUGCUAUUUAGCCUAGUGUCCUGGAUCUGACCUGUCUAGCUCUUUGGGAUUGUUUUUUCCCCCGGUUAUUCUUAUCUCUGACCACUAGGGGCCUGGCCCAGUGCCAGCUUGAAUGGAAAGCUCAGUCCCAUUAACUUCAUUGGACUUUGGAUCAAACCCUAGAUAUCGUUCCUCUGAUGCAGUGGUUGCCUCUCUUUUCUAAUUGCUCCCCCUGCUGACUUCUGCCGAGAAGGACAUAGCAGCAGCAGCUAUUCUCAAGCUUUUUCGCACUCAGAAGAAGGGGAAGAGCCUGCACUGGCUGAGAGAUAAGAAAGGCUGGAACGGUGGAACCCCUUCUGUGGAGAAGAGGAAGGGGGGAAGUAAUGCAUGGACAGGACAGGGAGUGGAAUCUCAGGAGUCAGUGACAUAGAGUCAGUGACAUAGCUAUAAUGUUGCAAGUAGUGAAAUUCCACCAGAACCACUGAGUUAUGAGGGACUUCCAGAUGGAAUGGCACUCCGGCAUAUCACUUGGUUCACAGGGUGGCAAUGCUGCUCACACAAAUGUGGCCCUCACCCCUCUGGGGCCCAGGCCAGAUUUAAGCGGCAUUGUGAUAAGGUGACACCACUCAUCACUCAGAUUUGGUCUCCCGCGUGAUGUGGGGUGGACAAUGGGGUGAGAAGAACUGAGGGGCAGCUGCCAGCCAAGAUUAGGAGUUGCCUCCCUAGCCUGGAAUGGGAGCAGAGUGCUCAGCUGGGCGCUGGUGAAUGGCCUGGAAAGUCCUGGAGGCCGGUGGAUGAGGGGUUGGGGG